Molecule: messenger RNA, 4364 nt
Organism: Tripterygium wilfordii
Lineage: Eukaryota; Viridiplantae; Streptophyta; Magnoliopsida; Celastrales; Celastraceae
Product: kinesin-like protein KIN-14P
Exons: 23
Coding region: 601-4023 (1140 amino acids)
Biological process (GO): microtubule-based movement
Molecular function (GO): microtubule motor activity; ATP binding; microtubule binding
Source: RefSeq, a predicted model, not a curated record
UAUGUUCUGUAUCUAAUCCUCUCUUUUUAUAACAAAUUUUUUUUUUUUUUUUCUGGUUUCCAAAUUUCACUGACCACCAUAGCCAUUAGCCAUAGGUAGCACAGAAGAAGAACCGUCAGAGUGUCGGUUAUUGAACACGCGACAACGACCCACUUUAACCUGAGAGUUUCGCUCCUAUUUCCACGAGCCAUCUCUUUAUCAAUCUGUCUCCUAAGAAACACCAAUGACCAAAUCCAAACAAGGUAACAAAAAAGACGUGCAUUGCUUAAUGUCUCUCCAACUCUUGUCUCUCUUCCAGCUCUUUAGAGGUCAAGACAAGAGAUCAAUGAUACACACCAACAAUAUUGUCCGCUUUGGGUUGUCCGGAUACAUCGGGCCCGCACGGCUUUGUUUCUCCUUAGGCUCAAGGAGGUGAGCUAGGCCCAACUCAAGCCUAGGAAAAGACCUUGUUGGUGGUAAGAGGGCUUUUUGAAUAAGCCAUGGCUAGUUAAUUCUUACCUUGUUUCAUAACUACUCUCCAAAGUAAGAACACUUCGUCAGAGUCCAAAUCAGCUUGUGAACGUAUACAGAUGACCCAAUACCUGAAAUCAAAUCAAUAAUAUGGAUGUUUACAAACCAAUGGCAAAUCACACUGAUGAAUCUGAAGCCAAGCAGCAAGAAAUAUUGGUUGAGUGGUUGCAUAGCAUUCUUCCUAAUUUAAGCUUGCCAGUUAGGGCUUCUGUAGAGGAACUGAGAGCUUGCUUAAUCGACGGCACUGUUCUAUGUCGGAUUUUGAGAAGGCUUAGACCUGGUUCUUUCAAUGAGGGAAGUGAUUCUGAUUAUUCACCUGCUUCACGCUUGGAAAACAUUAAAAGGUUUCUGGCAACAAUGGAUGUAUUGGGUGUGCCCAAGUUUGAAAUAUUAGACUUGGAAAAGGGAUCUAUGAAAACUGUUAUUGACUGUCUUCUAAAACUUAGAGCACAAUUUUCGCUUGUGGGAGAUAAUUUUUCUGUCUCAAGCACCAUUACAAAAUCCAGUAAUCCGAAUGGAGAUGCAUCUGCCCGGGGUGUCCUCUCUCCAUUAUCUGGAGAUGAAAGGCAGAAGGUUAUGUCAGAAUCAAGAUUUCAACGUGCUUUGCGUAGCCCUAUUAUGUCAGCGCCAUCAGCUUCCCUAGCACAUCAAGUUCGACACAAUAUCCACGAGGUGUUUGAGAACAAGAACGGGAGCUACGCAGACCUUCCACCCGCGACGAUCACAGAGAUGAUGAAAUCAAACAGUUUAGAUAAUGCACCAACUCAGUCACUUUUGAGUGUCGUGAAUGGAAUUCUGGAUGAAAGUGUCGAAAGAAAGAAUGGCGAAAUACCUCAUGUAUGCACUCUGGGACAUAAGGGUGGGGAGAUUUUGACUAAGAAAUACCGAGUGGCCUGCUUGUUGAGAAAAGUCGUGCAGGAGAUUGAACGGCGUAUAUCGACUCAAGCAGAUCACUUAAGAACACAAAACAAUCUGUUUAAGGCCCGUGACAAGAAAUACCAGUCAAGAAUCAAAGUACUCGAAGCCCUUGCAUCUGGGCCUGGUGAAGAGACUGGGCUUCAGCAAAUGAAGAUUGAGAAGUUCAAAAUGGAAGAAAGAAAGAAACUUGAGGAGGAGUACGUGGUUAAAUUGAUGAAAGAGAAGGAUAAAAGCAAUCUUGAAAUUUCAACAUUGAAGCAAGAAUUAGAAGUGGCGAAAAAGACUUACGAACUUUGUUGCUUGCAAGUAGAAACAGAAUCUAAUUCUUCUAAAUCGAACCUAGAGAAGAGGAUAAAAGAGCUUGAAUGCCUUUUGGCAGAGCCAAGUAAUAGGGUGAAAGAGCUUGAGAACCUCCUGGAAGAGUCAAGGAAUAGGGUUAACGAGCUUGAGAACCUCCUGGCAGAGUCGAGGAAUAGGCUGAAAGAGCUUGAGGCAUAUGAACUGCAUUGCUCUCGAGUAGAAAAAGAAUCUAAAUCAGCUAAAUCAGACCUAGAUAAGAGGAUAAAAGAGCUUGAGAACCUCCUGGCAGCGUCAAGGAAUAAAGUGAAAGAGCUUGAGUUAUAUUCAGAGUCAAAAUAUCAAAAGGGGAGCAAGAAACAGAAUAGCUACAAGAGCUUUAUGGAUUUUCAAUUUUGUUCUUUGCGGGAAUUGAGAUUAUCUUCUGGGUUCAUCAAGCAAGAAAUUUUGAAGACGCAAAAGAUCUAUUCGGAUGAAUUCAAUCACCUUGGAGAGAAGCUUAAAGCAUUAGCAGAUGCAGCAGAGAACUAUCAUGAAGUACUUGCUGAAAACCGGAGGCUCUUUAAUGAGAUUCAGGAUUUGAAAGGAAACAUUAGAGUAUGUUGUCGGAUAAGGCCAUUUAUGCCUGGGCAGCCUGCAAAACGUUCAACUAUAGAAUAUAUUGGUGAAAAUGGGGAGUUAGUCAUUGCAAAUCCCUCUAAACCAGGGAAAGAUGGCAAUCGAUUGUUCAAGUUUAAUAAGAUCUUUGGUCCUGAUGCUACCCAAGUGGAUGUAUUUUCAGACAUCCAGCCUUUGAUACAAUCUGUACUUGAUGGAUAUAACGUGUGUAUAUUUGCUUAUGGACAAACUGGUUCCGGAAAAACCUACACAAUGACUGGUCCUAAUGGAGCGUCUAACGAGCAAAUGGGAGUUAACUACCGAUCUCUGAAUGAUCUUUUCAAUAUCUCCCAACAUAGAAACAAUUCCAUCAAAUAUCAAGUUGGGGUCCAAAUGGUUGAAAUAUAUAAUGAACAAGUGCGGGAUUUACUAUCAAGUGACGGUUCCCAAAAGAAACUCGGGAUAAUGUCUACCACUCAAACCACUGGACUAGCUGUACCUGAUGCUAGUAUGCAUCCUGUCAACUCAACUUCAGAUGUUCUAGACCUAAUGAAUGUUGGAAUGAAAAAUAGAGCUUCUGGUGCCACUGCAUUGAAUGAGAGAAGCAGUCGCUCUCACAGUGUUCUGACCAUCCAUGUUCACGGGAAGGAUUCGAAGACUGGUGUUCCACUGCAUGGAAAUCUUCAUUUGGUAGACCUUGCAGGAAGUGAAAGAGUUGACCGCUCUGAGGUAACUGGAGAUAGGCUCAAGGAAGCGCAACAUAUUAACAAGUCCUUGUCUGCUCUUGGAGACGUCAUUUUUGCACUUUCACAAAAGAGUUCUCAUGUACCUUACAGGAACAGCAAACUCACUCAAGUCCUUCAGAGUUCUCUCGGAGGUGAAGCAAAGAUUCUUAUGUUUGUGCAGCUCAAUCCUGAUGCAUCUUCAUUUUUGGAAAGUAUGAGCACUUUGAAAUUUGCGGAGAGAGUUUCUGGGGUUGAGUUAGGUGCUGCACGAAGUAGCAAAGAGGGCAGGGAUGUUAGGGAAUUAAUGGAGCAGGUGGCAUCUCUGAAAAACACAAUUGCCAAGAAGGAUGAUGAGAUAGAGCGGCUGCAAUUACUAAAAGAUCUAAAAAACGUGUAUUCAGGGAUCAAUGGGGAAAAGAAUGGGCCAAGUUCAAUGAGGUAUGAGUCUUCUUCUCCAGGCAGAGAUUCUGUAGGUGAUUCUCCUGAGUGUAACCAAAAGUCAUCGGCUGGAAAGGGCUUUGGACGUGGCGAGAAAGCAACUUCUGAUCAUGACAACUGUUCAGAGUACAGUGAUAAGUAUUCCGAAGCUGAUUCCCAGAAGUCCAUGGAUGACUUUAAACACCAAAAUGAAUUGUCACAGCAAUCAAAAGUUGCUGGAAACCGUAAUUUUCAUUUUCAAGCAGAUGGUGCGAUUUUAGGAUUUGGGGAUGCAGACGAUGAUGAGAGAUUAAGUGACAAGUCUGAUGGCUGUCUUUCUGUGGGAACAGACCCUGACGGCUCAGUUGAGGAUACUAAUUCCACCGAUGGCAGAAAAUCAUCAAAUCAAGUACAAAGGCCAAGGCCAGCAUCUAAGGUACAAAGACCCCUACAAAGAGCAGGGCAGACUGCUUCAAAAGACCAUUUGAAGGCGUCAACAAGUAUUAGAAGAAGUGGUAGUAGCUCUACCUUACUUAAACCACCCAGAAGAUGGACGUAAAUCUGCCAGUUCUUACUUUUUCUGGGUAUAAUUUUUCACCCACAUAUAUACAUAUAUAUAUAUAUAUAUAUAUAUAUAUAUAUAUAUAUAUAUAUAUAUAUAUUUAUAUAUGACAUUUAAGUUUUGCAUAUUUUUUAUUUACACGACCAAGUGAAUCUGUAAGUAAUUAUGUGUAAAUCCACUAAGUUUUGUUGCCUCGAUAAGUCAUUGUUUUUCCUUCAGCUCUGUAAAUUGAAGUAAAACAAUAGAAUUUCAUGGAGGAAUCACAUUUCUCCUGAAUUCAGAAUGUAAAUACUUUACAUGCAUUUUUGGAUAGUGUUAUACAGAAUUUCGUUUUUUUA